CCCAAAGCGGGGGGGGGGCUCGGCUGUGCACGCGCGCUUUUGGGGUCACCGGGGCAAUGCGGCCAACCCCGCACCCCAAUAAGGGUGAGAGCCUUUUUUUGGGGGGUCCCCUCCCCGCAGCCCCGUGCCCGGAGCCCCCCCGGCUGCUCCAGCGCCGCCUCCGCGCGGUGACGAUCCCGAUCCCAAAGAUCCCAAAGAUCCCAAAGAUCCCAAAGAUCCCGAUCCCACCCCCGCCAUGCCGGCGGGCGGCGGCGCCUCCUCCGCGCCCCCCCAAAAUCGGGGUCCCCGGCCCCCCCCGACCCCCCUGGAUCCCCUCGGACGCUUUGUGUUGUUCUUGGAAAGUUUCGCACCACUUGUGAAUUCCCUGAACCUUGGCCUUGCCAGCCCCCUUGUGUUGGGCCCUCCUCCUUUUCAGCUUGCCCAAAUUAAGACCCACUUGGCUCUCCAGCACUUGGCUGCCAGCGGCGGGCGGGCACCUCCCCACGCUGGCGCCCGCCAGGCAUUGCUGAAAGACGCAAUGUUUAGCCCCAGAGGAACCUUGCCCCCGAGGCCCAGAGGACCCAACCCGUCGGGCAGCAAACCCCCGGGAGGUUUUGGGGCCGGAGGCGCGGCGGGGCCGCCCAGGAAAGCCGCACCCGCGACGCCCCAAGGAGCGCCGCAGAGAUUCUCGGGGCAGGACGCGCUGCAGUGGACGGGUUCACAGAGGAUCAACGUCCGCGUCACGCUGCACAGGGCCGAUCCCAGGAAAGUCAAGGAGAAGACCGGCCUGCACCAGGAGCAGAAGGGAGACCCGCGCGCCACUCGCUGGGAUGGCGGCCCCUGCCCCACCGGCACCGCCGGGCCAAAGCCGCCCGGCCCGGCGCCGGUCUUGGAGCAGAACUCCAACCCCCAGAACCGCUACACGCCCGAAAGCGCCUCCAGCAUUUUAGCGAGCUUCGGGCUGUCCAACGAAGACCUGGAGGAGCUGAGCCGCUACCCCGAUGACCAGCUGACGCCCGAGAACAUGCCGCGGAUCCUGCGGGAGAUCCGCAUCCGGAAGAUGGGCCACGCCGUGUCCGGGCUGCACGCUCCGAGCCGGGGGGAGGAGCCGGUGGGCGAGAGCGGCGGCGCCACCGUCAAGAGCAAAGUGAUCGACUACGGCCACGCCAGCAAGUACGGCUACACCGAGGACCCGCUGGAGAUCCGCACCUACAACCCCGAGGCGCUGCCAGAGGAGCCGCUGGAAGCGCGCGUCUACAAUCCCGAAAGCUCGAGCGCGGAGAUCCGGGAAGAAUUCCAGCGGGAGCAGAGCGUGCCGGUGGCCGUCCCGCCGCCCAGCGUGCCGUGCAACCCCGUGUUCCCGGCCGAAGACCUCAUCAAGCUGCCGGCUUUCCCAACUGACUCCUCUCCCACUCCAUCGUUUUUCCCGGCCGAGCCGCCGGCCAAGGUGCCGGUGCUGUGCGGCAGCGCGCCCGCCGCGCUGCCGGUGGUGAAGCCGGUGUCCCAGCCGCCCAUGCCGCCGGUGCUGCCGCCCAUUCUGCCGGCGCUGCUGCCCACGCCGCUGCCGCAGCCCAUGCUCCCCCCGGUGAUGCCGCCGCUGGUCCAGCCGCCCGUGUCCCAGCACGUGUUGCCGCCCUUGACGCCGCCGCCCUUCUCGGCCGGGCUCUUGGCCGCCAUCAGCCAACACGAGCAGAAGCAGCGCGACGCCGGCAGCGCCCACCCCGGGCCCAGCACUGCCGGCGGGACCUCGGCGGGACACAAACCCUACCACAAACCCUUCCACCCGCCGGCGCAGGAGCCCAUCAAAUCCCCGUUCGGGGUGGUGAAGGCGUCCUGGCUGCCCGUGUUCCCGGACCAGAAGAGCAAACGCCUGCCCACCCCGUCCAUGAUGAACGACUACUAUGCCACGUCGCCGCGAAUAUUCCCACAUUUGUGUUCUCUGUGUAACCUUGAAUGCACUCAUAUGAAGGAUUGGAUCCUGCACCAGAACAACCCCGCCCACCUUGAGAGCUGCCGCAGGCUGCGCCAACAAUAUCCCGAGUGGAAUCCUGAGGCUCACUCCUCCAGCAGCCCCAGGGGCAGCCCCCGGCCGCGGAGAUCGCCCGGCGCCGAGCGCGCCCGCCGCUCCAGCCGCUCCGAAGCCAGGAAAGCCGCUCUGGAGGCCGUGAUGAAAACGCUGGGGCCGGGAUUCCUGGCAGAAUUCCAGAAGCACAAAUCCCUGCAGGCGGCCGUCCAGGAGUCCCUGAGCUCCGGGAAACCCCACGGAAUUCCCAAGAAAACCUCCAGGAGCAUCCCGAAAAAUCCCCGGAAGGAGGGAGGGGCGGGACCCAGCUCUGCCCCGGAAGGCCGAGGGGCGACCCCGAAAAAAGAGAGGGAGGAGGAGGAGGAAUCGUCCGGGAAGAGUCAGCCCUACAACAGGCUGCUGAGGGAGGAGCUGCUGAGCUGCGGCACCGUGCUGCAGAUCUCGGAUCUGCCGGAUUCGGGAUUUUCCGACCAGGACAUCAAGAAGCUGGUGCAGCCCUUCGGGAAGGUCAGCGACCUCAUCGUGCUGCGCUCCCGCAACGAGGCCUACCUGGAGAUGAACUACAAGGAGGCCGUGAUCGCCGCCGUCAAGUUCGGGGAGACGGCGCCGGUGCUGCUCAACGGGAAACGCGUCCGGAUCAGCGUGGCCGAGAGGGCCCAGGUGGCGAAAAAAACGGUGAAAAAACGAGUCCUGAACCCCAAAAAAACUCCAACAAUCACCAAGAAAGUUCCAAGCACCAACACCAAGAGCCCCAAAGUCCUGACAGGGAAAAAGGAAAAAGUGAAGAAAACUCUGGGAGAGAAGAAAGUGAAGAAAGCCCCAGAUGAGGAAGGAAAAGCAACGGGUGAAGAUUCCGGGACUCCGGCCGAGGCCGGGCCGGAAAUUCCGGGAUCGGAGCCCUCGGAUGCCAACAAUCCCCAUGCCAACAAUCCCCAUCCCAACAAUCCCCAUCCCAACAAUCCCCAUCCCAACAAUCCCCAUCCCAACAAUCCCCAUCCCAACAAUCCCCAUCCCAACAAUCCCCAUCCCAAAUCCUCCCCGGAGCACGACGGGCUGGAGGACCCCGGGACAACCCUGGAGGCAGGGCCAGAGCCUGCGGUGAGCGAGGAACCCUCGGAUCCAGGCGGGAAGGAAGCAAUUUUCAUUGCUCUCAUCAAGGAGUCCGAUCCCAAGGUGGACGCUGCCAGUCUGCGCUCUCACCUGGUGCACCUGGGGAACCUCCCUGCCGAGGGUUUCCGGGAGCUGGAGCUGGUGUGCGCGGGGCUGCGCUUCGGCAAGGUGGAGCACUACGCCGUGCUCAGCAACCGCCACCGGGCCAUCCUGCAGCUGGACAGCCCCAAAUCCGCGCGCUCCAUGCACAGCUUCCUGCAGCAGUAUCCUUAUUCCAUAGGGGAACACACACUCACCUGCUCCUUGUCCUCCCACGGAGACAUUCCUGAGGCUGAAACCGGGAAAAGGGAAGAGAAGAGAGAAGAUGGGAGCAAAGGAAGCUCUGGCUUGAAAAAAAUUCCAGAGGGAUCAGGAACGGUGCAAAAACCAGCUGGAAAUCCAUCGGGAGAGGCCAGGAAAGGUCAAAUUCCCACCCCAAAUGUCCCGGAGGAGAUUCCAGCAGGACAACUGGAGAUUCCUGAGUCGCAGGCAGGAGGAGCAGCGAGGGAUUCGCCCGCAGGGAUGGACGUGGAGGGAUUGGAUCCUGGAACUGGAAUUCCUGUGGAUCCUGCUGGCAGCAAAUCACCCGGAGCGAGGUCGGAGGAGAAACCGGCGCCGCUUUCCGGAGCGGGGACGGACAAAGCUCGGGAUGAGCCGGAGGUGGAAAUCCAAAAGGAGGAUGAGGAACCCUCUGCUCCUGCCAUGGAACCUCUGGAAUCAUCCAGCAAGGUUAUCCCAGCGGCCGGAGGAACACCAGGAGCCAUCCCUGGAAUGUCGCCGAGCUCGGAGGAGGCUCCUGCGGUGUCACCCGGUGUCACCCAGCCCAGCACGGAGCCGGCUGCUCUGGAGGCUGGGAAAAGCAGCCAUGAAACAUCCACGGAGAGGAAAGCUGUCCCAAAAACUGUGGAUGCUCCAGGGAAAAAAUUGGAUGUGGCUGGAGCAGAGAGAGAGGCGACAGCGGAGGAAUCCGUGCUCAAAAUCGGGGAAAAUACAGGGAAAAUAUGGGGCAAGGCUGGGACAGAGACGGAGAAAACACCUGGAAAAAUACCAUCCAAGGGUGGGGAAAACUCUGGGAAUGCUGUUGGUGAGAUGCAUGGGGGAAGUUCGGUUAAAAUCCCACAAAAUAAAGGGACGGGAGCUGCAAAAUCCGACGAAAGCCGUGCGGCGGCUCCGGUAAAUUCCGCUGCAUCCCUGAAGGAAUCUUGCAUUGGAAAAACUUUUUUGAAGGCAGUGGUGUCCGUCCCGGACAUCCUGAAGCAGAGAAUUCCUGUCAGGAUCACCGAGACUUCCCUGGGAAGAACUGGGGAGCAGAAAAUCCCCCCCAGAGUGGGGCUGGAGAAGAAAAUCCCACCCAAAACAGUGGCUCAGCCAGGAGCUGGGAACAGCCAAUGGAAAGGGAAUGGAAAUUCCGGAGUGGAAGCACAGGGAGAUGGUGGGAAGGGCUCAUCCCAGCAGGAAAAGGAUUCCCAGCUGGAAUCUUGGGCGAGUUCAAAGCAGAGCCAGCAGGGAGAGAGCGGAACAGCUGGCAUGAAGGAAGAUCCCAGUGGGAAUCAGGCUCCUGGUGGGGGCGGUGCCGCAGCUUGUUUGAAGAGCGGCACCGGCAGCACUGGAAAACAGAAGGAGGAGGAAGAGCUCUUCCCGUUUAACCUGGACGAGUUCGUCACGGUGGACGAGGUGCUGGAGGAAGCCGAGUCUCCGGUGAUGCCGCGGCGGAACCCCCCGAGGGGGAAGAGAAAAGAAGCCCCCAAAGCCAACCCUUCGGAGCCGGUGUCCAAGAAGAGGAAAGGGAAGAGUUGCGGAGCCGAAGGUGAGCUGUCCUUUGUCACCUUGGAUGAGAUCGGGGAGGAGGAGGACGCCCCGGUGCCGCUGCCGGGCGUCGACCCCCAGGGCCUGGUGGUGGUGGAUGAGGUGGUGGAAGAGGAGGAGCUGUCGGAAGCGGUGAAGGAUCCGCAGGCGCUGCUGACGCUGGAUGAGAUCUCGGAGCAGGAGGAGCCAGGCUCCCAUGGGAAUGGGCCCCGGGUGGAAUUCGAGGAGCGGGAGCUGAAGGCCGAGCCCUUGGUGACCGUGGAUGAGAUCGGGGAGGUGGAGGAGCUGCCCCUCAACGAGCCCACGGAGCUGCGCGCCGCCGAGGAGGGAAAAACCAAUCCCGGGGAUUGCGCGGCAUCCCAGGUGCCCGACGAUCCCAACGCCUUGGUGACUGUGGAUGAGAUCCAGGAGGACAACGAGGACAAUCCUCUGGUGACUCUGGAUGAGGUUAAUGAGGAUGAGGAUGAUUUCCUGGCUGACUUCAAUCACCUCAAAGAGGAACUAAACUUUGUUACAGUCGACGAAGUCGGCGAUGAGGAAGAAGAAAACACUUUCCCAGGGAAGAACCCGCCCGAGGAUGAAGAUGACGAAGAUAUUGUUGCUGUUGCGGGACCAGAAGAAAUGGGAAUUUUAGGAGAUACAAAUCCAGAGGAUGAAAUGGCUGAAAUCUCCAAGCCAAAAGCAGCUCAGCUGGGAUCAGAAGAUGCAGAACCAAAGUCUCAGCAGAAGAAAGCGACUUUGCAAGGUGUCCCCAAGACGCAGAGCACUCCCAAAGCUCUGGACAUCCUGGUGCCAAAGGCCGGAUUCUUCUGCCAGAUCUGCUCCCUCUUCUACGCCGACGAACCCUCCAUGAUCAACCACUGCAGGACCCCCCUGCACCGGCAGAACAUGGAGAAAUUCAUGGCCAAGCAGCAGGACAGCGGCGGGGAGGAGCCGAGCUCCAGGUGAUGGAGCUUCCCAGGAAUGACACUUCGGGGCCAGUCAGUUCUGUGUGUUUGGAUUUCCUUUGUCAUUUGGGGUCGGGAAGGAGCAUCCAUGGUGUAAAAAAUUGGAGCUGGGAACAGACUAAACCCAAAGCAGGAGAGGGUUGGAUUUGUGUCUCCGAUCAUCCGACAUGGGAGAGACUGUUCCAGGUGUCUCCAGGAAAUAAAUGUUCUUACUGUAUAGUUA
Molecule: messenger RNA, 6127 nt
Organism: Onychostruthus taczanowskii (white-rumped snowfinch)
Lineage: Eukaryota; Metazoa; Chordata; Aves; Passeriformes; Passeridae
Gene: ZNF638
Product: zinc finger protein 638
Exons: 23
Coding region: 236-5905 (1889 amino acids)
Biological process (GO): regulation of RNA splicing
Cellular component (GO): nucleus
Molecular function (GO): mRNA binding; zinc ion binding
Source: RefSeq, a predicted model, not a curated record